CAGUGUAGGAAUUGACGUCAGUCACCGGCAUAAACACCAGCGCGCGAAGCUCUGGUUUUUGGGAGUGGUACGAAAAUCAAUCUGCGCUUCCCCACCCGCCCAGCUACACUAGAAAGUUUAUGAGCGUUUACACGACUGACUGCUCCCUUUGCAUUCGUGGAUUAUACCCGCAAUUUAAAAGGGACAAUCUCCAUUGAUAUCUGACCUUUAACCUAUCAAGGCUGGAUUUGUGUGCUCACCCCUCUGGAGCGGAACCACUGCCACCACAGUCACUGCCGUGCUGCCAUUGGACGAGGACGCUGCCCGAGCACCUAGACACCGGCAAGUUCUUCAUCGAGGCUCCCACAGCUAUCUGACUUAGAGAUGGACAGCAGCAACAUGUCACUUUUACCCCUGCUUCUACUCUGCCUUGUCAUCGCCACUUCAGGUUUGCCCCUUGUCUCUCCCCCAGCAUCCCAGCAGACGUGUGAGCCAGUGAAGGUUCCUGACAACCAGAAUGCCUGGAUCAGGGUGAGGGAGAUGCCAACAGGCUGCUGGACCAGCUACACCACUAAGGACAGUAAAGAGGUGCACAUCCUCAGCCUGCACUUCCUUCCUGGGGCUUCCACCAUGUUUGAACUAAACAUGACCACUGCCAAGCCAAUGCACCUCAUCAUCACCACAGACUCAGAGCAGGUCAUAUACUUUCUGACCAAUGCUAACGUGAAUGUCAGCUUAUACGUGGCCAACAACUCCAAUAUAAUGUGUUAUGGUUCAAAUGGCAACAUCCAUAGAAAAGCGCUGCCCACAGACAACGAAGAUCUAGUGAGGUGGGCCACCGAGGAGUUUGGUGGGGUGACGUCUUUCACCACCGUCCAGAACCCAACGAGCAUCGCUUCCACAGGGAGAGAGGGAACGAGACUCCUUCCAACUGGCUCCAACAACUGUACACUUGAAAAUGAAUGGCACUCCCUCAAGCACUAUCUGACAUUCAAAUCAAACAUACCUUCAUCGAUCAAGUCCUGCUCGAACCAGCCUCUCAACAGUCACACUGAGAAAGAACUAUAUAUCGUUAACAUCCCUGAGGAUGUCAGCAUUCGCUAUGUCUCUGUGCACGUCAUCAGUGAGAGGCAGAUCAGUCUGUUCCUAAGAGGUCCCCAGGGUACCACGUGGAGCAUCCAUGACCCACAGCACACCAGCUUCUUUUCUAACAACGUGAUCAUGCUUGCUGCCACCAACAUGAUGCAUACGAUCCCUCCCACGGUCGCCAUCACCACAGACAGUGCCGAUGCUGUACAGAAGAAGGCCUUGGACCAUUUCAAAGCAAGCACCAUCACAAGCUACUCUGAGAUCCGAACCGAGGGCACCAUGGUCACACUGGUCCUGGGGAAUAAGGACCACACACCAGUCACAGAGACUGCACCCACCGAGACCACCCCAUCGCCCCCUAGCCCCCCUCAGAUGCCUCUGAUCAUGCAGCUGUACACCUCUCCAGACUACCGCUCCCCCCUGGACCUCAACGCCAAGGUGCAGAGUGACAAGAGGAUCUACGCAGAGAUCUCAGGGAGGAUGCUGGGGGAGAUUGUGCUGACCAUCGAGGUGAUCAACUGCUCGGUGCGCUCCAAGGGCUCAUGCCCGGUGGUCAGAGACAUACCCUUCAGGUCAGAGAUGUGCUCCUCCACCAUGUGCCCCAACAGUACCAGGGUUAGCUUCUCCCUAGACCUGCUCCAUGACCUGGCGUCCACUAGCUGGGACCUGGAGUGCUCCGUCAAACUCUGCUUCAGUGAGAAAUGUGGAGAUGGAGGAAGAGUGAAGAGGAAUUUGGAGGUCACCCAGACAUACAUCCCACCACCAACUGUGUGUAUUGACUUUGGUCUGUCAGCCGUGCUGGGCAUUGCUUUCGGAGGCUUCCUGAUCGGAGUUCUGCUUAUUGGAGCUCUGUGGUUCAUCAAGAUCCGCACAGGAUACCCCACCGGACUGGAUGUCGGGUCGACUGCAGUAAACCUCUCAGGAUGUCCUUGCUCUCUGACCAGCAAACGGCAACCCGUUUCUACGAACCCCUCCCCCUCUGAGAACAGUAGUGCUAAUGCCAGCAUUGGCAGCACUCAGAGCACGCCAACCAGCAGCAUGGCAUGAGAUCAUCAGCACCACCACCGUCUCCCCUUUCCGACACCCCGAGGGGCCUUGUGCUAUUUGGCCGCUCUUUCACCAUGCUUAAGAAAGCAUUACCCCCCUCUCUUUAGUCACACCACAAACACGCACCCGCUCUCACCCGUAACCCCACCUGAUAGUGGUGAGGUCGGGGGCGGGAAGGGGUGGGAGG
Messenger RNA from Oncorhynchus keta (chum salmon), 2302 nucleotides. Its product is annotated as endoglin-like. The transcript is spliced from 14 exons. Lineage: Eukaryota; Metazoa; Chordata; Actinopteri; Salmoniformes; Salmonidae. The record is from RefSeq and is a predicted model, not a curated record. Bases 364 to 2115 code for a protein of 583 amino acids.